UGAAGCACGACUAUCACAUGCACUAUGUGAGAACUUUCGCACGCCUCAAGGGCAUUGUAUGUUUGCUUCGGAGUAUAAUUAAGCCUGCACACCUUCCCCAUGAUUCCAAGGAGCGACGUUCACGCCGUGCUUCUCCAUCACAACAUUAUGCUUCGUCUGAUACUUCUGGCGACGGCGGUGGCGGCGGUGGCGGCCUCGCCCGCCAUGCCUCUGGCGGCCAAGGCGAUGUACAACCCGGACCUCUUCCAGGGAGACAUCAAGGGCAUCGCUGGACAGGAGCCUGGGCACGAGAGGGCGGCCAUCCUGGGGCCGCAGUACCUGUGGUCCGGCGGCGUGGUGCCCUACGUCUUUGGCAGCUCCAUCACUUCCCAUCAGAGAGACAUCAUUCUUCAGGGCAUGAAUGACUUUCAUGCCAAGACCUGCGUCAGGUUCGUCGAGAGAACCACACAGCACGAUUACAUCGAGAUUGUCUCCAACGACAGCGGGUGCUGGUCCUACGUGGGCAGUAUUGGAGGCAAGCAGCGCGUCUCUCUUGACGUCAACGGCUGCAUCUACGUGGGCACGGCCAUCCACGAGCUGAUGCACGCCAUUGGCUUCUACCAUGAGCAUUGCCGCAACGACCGCGACAACUACGUCACCAUUCACUACGAAAACGUCAUGACAGGCUUGGAGUCCCAGUUCGACAAGGACAGCUAUUAUCAGUACGUGGGCGAGGGGUACAACUACGCCAGCAUCAUGCACUACGGCACCUACGCCUUUUCCAUUCAGUGGGGUGUAAAGAAGACCAUCAUCCCUACGGACCCUAACGUGGUGUUAGUCGAGGCUUAUGACAAGUACGAGAUGGAGCAGAGUGACGCAAACCAGAUCAACAACCUGUACGCCGCCGAGUGUGCCCGCCGCCAUUAAAUGAUAGAUGCACUAAACUCGGGACUUGCGAUCUAAUGUCACUCGCUUGCUUAGGCUGAAAUUAGCUUUUCAACAUAUAGAAUGUUUUUGUUUUUGUUUUUGACAAUGCGCGGUAUCGGACACUGCCCGCAUACCUUUUACGGUCACCUCUUCCACAUGACUGGCACUGCCUCGACCUUAUGCUUCACCUCAGUCUCCAUCACGAGUUUUAUGACUGCCGACUUGCCUCGGGCAGCCCGGCUCCUCUUUGUCCCCACCUUUGACCCGGGCACUCUGGACAGCUUCUCUGACCCCAUACAGUCAAUCCUGUCUUCUUCAGCCUCAGAGCUGAACGUCAACUCCAAAUGGCAUUCACUUUCACUAAAUCAUCUUUCAUUUUUUACUGUUUGAUUUUAUUCAAUAUAUUUGAAGCAGAAGUUUUACACCAAGUUUAGCUACCACCUUCUACACUUUGUAAAACAGUUUAAUUACUUGGUUUUCUACAAUUUCCAUGAUACCGAUUUGAAUGAAAUGUUUUGCAAGUGCAUAAUCAAAAUUUUCUUUACCAUCUUAGUUCCUCAACACAAUGUUCAUUCCUCAUCUACUAUAUUUGAUCUUUUCUUUCUCUAUUAUACAACUUAUUUGAUUCCCAUAAUCUAAACUUCGUCAGUAGGUAUGUGUAAUUCCUUCACUUCUAUAGAAAAAGAUAUUCAUUCCUUGCACAUUUUUUAUGCAUGAUUGUGACGAGUUACAAAAGAACUGUGAAGAUGUUAGCUUAAUUCAGCUGCAAUAGAAGAAAUAAAAACAUUGUUAAUA
Molecule: messenger RNA, 1701 nt
Organism: Portunus trituberculatus (swimming crab)
Lineage: Eukaryota; Metazoa; Arthropoda; Malacostraca; Decapoda; Portunidae
Product: astacin-like
Exons: 6
Coding region: 100-906 (268 amino acids)
Biological process (GO): proteolysis
Molecular function (GO): zinc ion binding; metalloendopeptidase activity
Source: RefSeq, a predicted model, not a curated record